Molecule: messenger RNA, 1122 nt
Organism: Cryptosporidium muris RN66
Lineage: Eukaryota; Apicomplexa; Conoidasida; Eucoccidiorida; Cryptosporidiidae
Product: tRNA synthetases class I family protein
Exons: 1
Coding region: 1-1122 (373 amino acids)
Biological process (GO): tRNA aminoacylation for protein translation
Molecular function (GO): ATP binding; tyrosine-tRNA ligase activity
Source: RefSeq, a predicted model, not a curated record
AUGAGUUCAGAAAAUGAGAGACUUCCAAGCUAUAUAAUAGAAGGUAGUGACAAGUCACUUAAAAAGUCAACACUAAUUUUAGAAGAACGUCUUUCCAUAUGUUUAUCAGUUGGCUCGGAAUGUAUACAAAAAACUGAAUUAAUGGAAUUAUUAAAGAGAAAAGAUCAUCCAAUAUGUUAUGAUGGUUUUGAACCCUCUGGUAGGAUGCAUAUUGCUCAAGGUAUAUUAAAAGCUAUUAAUGUAAAUAAGUUGACAUCUGCAGGUUGUAUAUUUGUAUUUUGGAUUGCUGAUUGGUUUGCACUUUUGAAUAAUAAGAUGGGUGGUGAUCUAGAGAAGAUACAAACUGUAGGGAAGUAUUUUAUUGAGGUUUGGAGGGCUGCUGGUAUGGAUAUGACUAAUGUGAGAUUUUUAUGGGCUUCUGAUGAGAUAAAUAAUAAUUCUUCAGCUUACUGGCUUAGAGUUAUAGAUAUAUCUAGAAAAUUCAAUAUAUCUAGGAUUAAAAGAUGUUGCCAAAUUAUGGGAAGGCAAGAAAGUGAUGAUCAACCUUGUGCAGCCGUAUUAUACCCAUGUAUGCAAUGUGCUGAUAUUUUUCACUUAAAAGCUGAUAUUUGCCAAUUAGGUAUGGAUCAAAGAAAGGUUAAUAUGCUUGCAAGAGAGUACUGUGAUACUGUUGGUAUUAAGGAGAAACCCAUAAUUUUAUCACAUGCAAUGUUACCUGGAUUAUUGGAGGGACAGGAAAAGAUGUCUAAAUCUAAUCCAUCAUCAGCUAUAUUCGUUGAAGAUUCACCAGAAGACAUUAAGAGGAAGAUAAAAAAAGCUUAUUGUCCACCUGGAGUUAUUGAGGGGAAUCCAUGUGUAACUUAUGUUGAUUCACUAGUUUUCAAUAAAUUUGGACACUUUAUUGUGCAUAGAAAACCUGAAUAUGGAGGUGAGAUUAUUUUUAAGACUGUAGAAGAAUUUCAUAAAGCUUAUGAAAGUGGAGAUUUACAUCCAGGUGAUCUUAAGAUGGCUCUUGUUGAUGCAAUAAAUUUAAUGUUACAGCCUAUUCGAGAUCACUUUGCAACUAAUCCUGAGGCAAAAAGUAUUUUAGAGCUUGUGAAAUCAUUUAAUAUAACUAGAUGA